UUAUAAUUGAAAACUUUGGUUAUUCUAGAAACGGUAGAAAUAUUAUACUCGAAUAGAAUAUUUCAUUAAUGUUGAUAGUUAUUGAACAUUAUUCCAUAACUCUGUUUUUCAGUUAAUAAAGGCAUUGUAUUUCUAGAAUAUAGAUAUAUUCACAAAUAAUUAUGACUAGCUGCUCGACUGUUCGAAAAAUGUUUCUUAUGAAAGUAGGCUAUUUGAGAAAUGUGAGAUAUUUAACAGAUUCAGUCGCCGGUAAUUAUCAGUACAUCAAAGUAUCCAAAGUGGGCAGCCGAAGCAAUGUGGGGCUGAUCCAGCUGAACAGGCCGAAGGCGCUGAACGCCCUUUGCAACCCUCUGUUGAAAGAGGUGGCCCAAGCGAUGACGGCGUUCGGAAAGGAUUCGUCUGUCGGUGCCAUCGUCCUCACGGGGAACGAGAAGGCCUUUGCGGCCGGCGCAGACAUCAAAGAAAUGGAGGACAAGACGUAUGCGAGUUGGAUGACGAGCAACAUGCACCAAGAUCUUGAUUGCGUGGCGAAAGUGCGUAAGCCGGUCAUCGCGGCUGUGAAUGGCUUUGCUCUUGGUGGAGGAUGUGAAAUGGCAAUGAUGUGUGAUAUCAUUUAUGCCGGCGAGAAAUCAAGAUUUGGGCAGCCUGAAAUUCUUCUGGGAAUUAUUCCUGGAGCAGGAGGCACUCAAAGGCUCAUAAGAUCUGUUGGGAAAUCGAAGGCAAUGGAGAUGGUGCUAACAGGUAAUCAGAUAACUGCACAAGAAGCCGAAAAGAUGGGUUUGGUUAGUAAGCUGUUUCCAGUGGAGAAAGUCUUAGAAGAAAGCAUAAAACUUGGAGAAAAAAUAGCUAGUAACUCUCAGAUCGCAAACAUGGUAGCUAAGGAAUGUUGCAAUGCUGCAUAUGAAACGACCUUAAAAGAAGGAUUACAUCUUGAGAAAAGGAUGUUCCAUGCUACUUUCGCCACAAAAGACCAGAAAGAGGGAAUGGCUGCAUUCGUCGAAAAAAGAAAAGCUAAUUUCACAAAUGAAUGAAUAUGUGAUUAUUGUGUGGAUAACUAAAUAUCUGUGACUUUGUAUACCACACUUCACGGUCCAAUUCAGUAGGUAAUACAUUUCAAAUGGCUCAUUUACAACUGUAUCAUAUAUGUAUAUAGAAAUAUUAUAAAUAAAUAUGGAAGAAUUUAUUGUAUA
Molecule: messenger RNA, 1190 nt
Organism: Phaedon cochleariae (mustard beetle)
Lineage: Eukaryota; Metazoa; Arthropoda; Insecta; Coleoptera; Chrysomelidae
Source: the annotation of a GenBank genome assembly